CGCUGACUGGGGAAUCUUUCGAGGACUAUAAAUUUGUGGAUGUAACAGUGGUUGAGGACAGUUUGCCACCGGAGAGGUCCCAUUUGACAUGGUUUGGAAGGAAAAUGGCAAGUUCGGCAUUCACACCGGCCGAACCCUCCGAAAGACUUCAACGAGUCCUGGUAAAGCUGACUGCGGAUUCCUUAUCAAAACUGUUAGAAACCAAAACAUCCACUUCACUGAUGAACAAGUCAGAGGUUGUCUAAAAAAAUUUCAAAUAGGAGACGGCCUCGAUGAAGACAAUGUGGUGAAGGAAAGCCGUGAUGAUCACCAGUGGCGCUUUGGCGGUGGCAGGGGAUAUCUUGACGACAGAGUGUUGUAUUCCCUUGGAAAACGUAAAAGAUGGCUCGUAUCAAUGGUUUUGAGAGAUAAAAUACCCGAAGAUUUCGACGCUGAAAACGAUUACAAGGUUAUCCUUGUAGAAAGACUAUCAGUCCAGGGGUCUUCGUGGUACUGUUCUUCUCCAAGGCUCAGGCGAGGCGAUUGUCGGGCGGUUUUAGAAGGGGAAGAGGCGAGGAAACCGAAACGAAGAAAGUUCGCCCAUGUCGGCGAUUUACGGGGUAAAUCGAACGAUUCCAGCAAAACUGAAAUCGUUUACGAGGUGAAUCAAACGGAACCUUCUUCAUGUUGGCCAAGCUACCUACAGCACGAUCGCGACUGGAGGGAAUUCAGAGCGGAAAACAAGGCUCGAUGUAAAACAAAAGGGGUGAAGAACAAAACACGUCUAUGGGGAGAGUUUAGUAAGUACGAUUUGAACAAGACUGCCCACCAAACUUUGCAAGAAAGAAUUCUUGAUUUCAGCCCAGAGACUGAUCUCGGUAAGGACGAGCUUGUUUCAAGCUCAGAUAACCAAGAGAACUUUUCACUAUUGAAUAAAUGUGACUUUGAUGUAGGAAAAUACAUUUCUGAAGUUUUAGCUGCAACUGCUGCAAAAAGUGACCGUAAGAUCGGCAAGAAAAAUGAAAAGACAAGUGUCCUCAAGGAGACAGAAUUAACGGCUGUUAACCCAGCUUCUUCUCAGUUAGUCAAGUCCCAUGGAAAAGGUUCUGCAGUGCAUGUUGACCGUGUUAACAUUUGGGGUGGUAUCCGUGACGACCCAGAGAUUGGCACUACAAUUGCUCAUCCAAGUGUGCCAGUAGCAACUGAGAGUGUUCCCCAGAAUAGGUCAUUUUCUGUAGAUGUUGACAUCAUCAGUGGCAAACUUGACAUGCAUGCAUUGCAGGUGCAAUUUGGAGAGAUGUACAUAGAGGGUGAAAGUAUACCUCGGCGAUUCAGUAUUGGCCUCUCAGAUCUGUCCACAAAGUUUGUCUUCACAUGCCAGCCUUAUAGUAUUAAGACUACAGAGGAGAGAGCUGAAAGAGUUAGUGUUUCUGUUGUGAGUGAUGCCCUGCCUUCCCAACAAUCGCAGCACUGCAAGGAAUUCUUGGAGAAUUUCUUUGGUAUUUUGGAGCAUGAAAGCAAAGUUAUGGAAAAACCCCUACCUGCUGAUAAAUGUUCACUUGGUUGCAGCCCAAACACAAGCAACAGCCAGCUCAACAGAGUAGCAGUCAUGCCCUUUGAUUUGUUGUACGAUAUCAAUAAAUGUUCCCACAAGGCAUCCACUGUGAGUCUGGCUUUACCUGAUAUUCUAAGAACUGUUGCACUUUGCCCUGCCCCAUCAGUUGUGGCUGCAGAUGGAGGAGCCAAAACUACCAUUAUACCUGAGACUGUUGUAUGUGAAAUCUGUUGCUGUGAGUUUUAUCAUGACACUUGUGAUGUUACAAGGACUUUGGCUUUUCCUUGCACUGCUCUGAAGUCCUGUCUUCACUGGUUCUGCAAUGAAUGCUGGAAAGCUUAUCUCUCUGCACAGUUACAACAAGGAAAAGUAUUCAUCAAAUGCCCAGCAUAUGACUGCAAUACCAUUGUUGAUGAUGUGACACUUAUGGGUCUUCAACCCAACAAGUUCCAUAAAUUGAUAGCCAUGAGACAAGAAAAAGCUGUGGAGAUGAGUUCUAAGUGGAAGUGGUGUCCUGGGAACAAGUGUAACCUGGUUGUCAGGGCAGCUUCACUCAAAGGCUCUAAAGACAUAGGGGACAAGACUGCUUCAUUGCCUGUCCAUUGUCCUUGUGGGCACGACUGGUGUUUUUCUUGUCAAGAGGAGCCCCACUGGCCAGCAUCAUGCUAUGAGGCUAAAUUUUUUCGCUCGCAGACUGAAACAUAUGAAAAAAUUUUCAAAACAAAAACUGGUGGAAUAACUUCUGUGAGCAUAAAGAGGUGCCCUCACUGCAGCUAUCCCAUUGAAAAGAAUCAAGGAUGUCCUCAUAUGGUUUGUGGCAUGUGCAGGGGAGAAUUUUGUUGGACCUGUCUUGGGCCCUGGAAUGAUGAUCACUGGAGUGCAGACUGCAACCAAAAGUUUAAAGAAGAGGAGGAGGUAGAGUUAGUAAAUGAUAUUGGAUCAACACGAUUUAAUGCCAAUUUGCGGGUUGCCAUUGUGCACCGCAUGGCUAAAGCUGGUCCCAUGUUGUACAAGAAGUACAGUGCUGUUAAGAAGCUUGAAGAUGCGUUGCAUGCUCAAGAAGCUUUUCAUAACCAUUGUCUUCAUGUUAAAAGAUCAACACCAUCAAGUGUUAGUUUGUUGCUGAGCCUUUACAACUCUCAUCAUCUCCCUAAGUAUGUCAAACUGUCAGCCGAUUUCAAGUUUUUAGCUCAUUUUGUGGUAGAGAAUGUCUCAAUUUUAAUGGCAGUUUCCAAAACAAAAAGGGGACACAAUAUGCUGAAGAGACUUGUAUCAACCCUGCUGUUUGUUGCAGACAGAUUAGAACAUAUGGCUAGUAACAGAAAACUUUACUUGCAAAGGGACAAAGUGCACUUUGAAAUGCUCUUGAAAGCAGGGAAGCAUUGCAUCCACUGUGUGAGAAGGAUCUGCAUAAAUAUUCAUCAACACUGAUAGAGAAACCUUUGAGAAACAUCAGAUUGAAAUUGUCAUUUGGACUGUGCACAUAUAAUGAACAGUUAUGUACUACCUUAAAAAUUUGAUUAAGAACGAUGUGAGAUAGAAUAUAGACUAACUCAUUGGAGGGAUGGGUAUUAGCGGAGAUAUGAAUAAUGAAAAAUGAAAUGUGAGUAGGAUCCAGCUGAACACCUGGAAUUGUAAAAGUAUACCUUGUGAUGACUUAUAAUUUUUUUUGGUAUACCAAAUCAUUGAAAUUUCUUCUGGAUUUUUCAAAUAAAAAAGUACUUUAA
This is a messenger RNA of Pocillopora damicornis (cauliflower coral), 3261 nucleotides long. RefSeq lists its product as uncharacterized. The record is from RefSeq and is a predicted model, not a curated record. Gene Ontology annotation, biological process: protein ubiquitination. Gene Ontology annotation, molecular function: zinc ion binding; ubiquitin-protein transferase activity. NCBI's taxonomy places the organism in Eukaryota, Metazoa, Cnidaria, Anthozoa, Scleractinia, Pocilloporidae.